CCAAUCUGCAAACAUGAAGUUCUUCCUCGUUGCUGCCCUGGUGGCCGUGGCUGCCGCCGCCCCCUCCACCCCCUACAGCCCCCGGCCGGCCUACCACCCGGCCCCGGCCUACGCACCGGCCCCCGCCUACCACCAGCCGUCCUACAAGGAGCCCGCUCAGCCGUACCAGUUCGACUACGCCGUCAACGACCACUACUCGGGCGCCGUCUUCUCGCAGAACGAGAACAGCGACGCCAAGAACGUCAACGGCUACUACUCGGUCAACCUGCCCGACGGCCGUGUGCAGACGGUCAAGUACGUGGCUGACCAGCAGGGCUACGGAGGCUACAACGCCGAGGUGACCUACGAGGGCGAGGCCCGCUACGACGAGUACAAGCCCAGCUACAAGCCCAGCUACAAGCCCGCUUCGUACGCCGCUCCGUCCUACCAGCCCGCCUACAAGCCCGCCUACAAGCCCGCCUACAAGCCCGCCUACCAGCCCGCCUACAAGCCUGCCUACAAGGCCGCUUACCAGCCCGCCUACAAGCCGGCCUACAAGCCCGCCUACAACUAAAGACAUGCAGUUAUGACCUGAAAGUGAUAUUUAUGCAAAUAUGUAUGUGCUUUGGUGUGUAUGGUCCUGUUGUGUUAUAAU
This is a messenger RNA of Amphibalanus amphitrite, 634 nucleotides long. Its product is annotated as adhesive plaque matrix protein-like. The record is from RefSeq and is a predicted model, not a curated record. Gene Ontology annotation, cellular component: extracellular matrix. The transcript is spliced from 2 exons. NCBI's taxonomy places the organism in Eukaryota, Metazoa, Arthropoda, Thecostraca, Balanomorpha, Balanidae. The coding region runs from base 14 to 553 and encodes 179 amino acids.